Molecule: messenger RNA, 678 nt
Organism: Prosopis cineraria
Lineage: Eukaryota; Viridiplantae; Streptophyta; Magnoliopsida; Fabales; Fabaceae
Exons: 1
Coding region: 49-432 (127 amino acids)
Cellular component (GO): chloroplast
Source: RefSeq, a predicted model, not a curated record
GACCUCAUUCCUCCACACCUUCAUCUGAAAGAAACACCCACAAGUGAUAUGUUAUCACUGGCCUUGCCCCCUCAUCCUUCAAAAACCAACCAUUCGCUUUUCUUCCGUAGUAAAGAAGGCUGUGUCGUGCAGAUUAGGGCUCAAAGCUUAGGAUUAAACAUGGCUUCUCUGAUCAUGUCAUUUGCUCCGGCCACCACAAGAGUCUAUGCGGCAACGGCUGCCAAGGGUGCGGGUGGUAGCAAAGAGGAGAAAGACCUUCUGGAUUGGAUUUUGGGAGGCUUGCAGAAGGAAGACCAGCUGCUUGAGACUGAUCCUAUACUCAAGAAGGUGGAGGAAAAGAGUGGAGGCACUGCCAACGGUGGCCGGAAAAACUGUGUCUCAAUGCCCCAAAAGAAGAACGGUGGCUUUGGAGGAUUGUUUGCCAAGAAAUGAUGACAAGACCCUUUGCAGUUGCAGCACCGAAUUCAAAUGCAUGCAUUAUUGUUCUCUCUCUGUAUUAUGCUUUGAAUGAUUUGACCACUGUAGAUCCCCAAGUUAUAUGUUUACUCUUCUCUGGUCUCUGUCUUUAAAGAUAUCAACCAGCUACAGUCAAUCUAGCAAAUUCAUUGCUUUUGCUGCAUGUUGAUUUUGGUCUUAUUUUCAGGCAGUAAAUUGAAAUUCAAACUGGUCUCUGUUAAA